Molecule: messenger RNA, 4699 nt
Organism: Argentina anserina (silverweed cinquefoil)
Lineage: Eukaryota; Viridiplantae; Streptophyta; Magnoliopsida; Rosales; Rosaceae
Exons: 27
Coding region: 148-4149 (1333 amino acids)
Source: RefSeq, a predicted model, not a curated record
UAUAUAUACAAAAGCGCACCCCGCUAUUUCCCAUUCACCACCGCCUCCCUCCCUCUCGAUUUGAUCGAGAGCUCUCUCUCUCUCUUCUCUCCCCCAAUUUCCACAUCAAAACAAAACCCCGCUUCAAAACCCUAACCCCUCCCAAUCAUGGCCGGCGGAGCCAGAGCUCUCAACACCCAAGCACUCUCUCUCCUCGCCGCCGUCAACAACCACGGCGAUUUGGUCGUCAAGCUCUCCUCUUUAAAGCAGGCCAAGGAUUUGCUCCUCUCCAUCGACCCCGCCUCCGCCGCCGACCUCUUCCCCUACUUGGUCGAGCUCCAGUCCUCCCCUGAGCCCCUCGUCCGCUUCUCCCUCGUCGAAGUGAUCGGGGAGAUUGGCUUGAGAGCAAUGGAGGAGUCGUCUGUACUGAUGCCCGUCCUAUUGGCGUUUUUGAGAGACAGUGAUUCCGGCGUCGCAAGGCAAUCGAUAGUUAGUGGCACGAACCUCUUUGUUAGUGUCUUGGAGGAGAUGACGUUGCAGUUUCACCGGAGGGGUAAAGUCGAGAUAUGGCUUGAAGAACUUUGGUCGUGGAUGGCUAAGAUUAAGGAUGCUAUAUUCAGCAUUGCAGUACAGCCUGGUUCUGCAGGAACAAAAUUGCUUGCGUUGAAAUUUUUGGAAACACAUGUGUUGCUAUUCACAUCGGACACAGAUGAUUCUGAAAAACCAAUUGCAGAAGGAUAUAGAAGAGGUUUUAAUAUUUCGUGGCUGGUUGGUGGACACCCUAUUCUCGACUCGUACAUGCUCAUGUCAGAAGCAAAUAGGGCCCUUGGAAUUCUAUUAAAUUUGUUGCAGUCUGCUGGUAAUCUUCAGGGUUCCUUAACAGUUGCCGUUGUCAAUUGUCUUGCAGCAAUAGCACGAAAGAGGCCAGUUCACUAUGGCACCAUUGUUUCUGCAUUAUUUGAUUUUGAUCUGAACUUUGAAGUAGUAAAGGGACGUCAUGCUGCCAGUAUUCAAUAUUCCUUAAGAACUGCGUUUUUGGGAUUCCUUCGAUGUACUAGCCCAGUGAUUGUUGAGUCGAGAGAUAGAUUGCUUAGGGCUCUACGCUCUAUGAAUGCUGGGGAUGCUGGUGAUCAAGUCAUCCGCCAAGUUGAUAAAAUGCUAAAAUACAAUGAGCGUGCUUCUCGUGAUGCUCGGUCUGGAAAGGAUGAUCAACCGUCAAGCCAACUGCCUGUUUCAGGGGACUUGGUUAGAAAAAGACCUUCGCCUCUUGAUGUUGAAGAGUCCACUAAUGGUCAUGAGAUGCAUUUGAAGCGAAGUCGUUAUGUACAUGAGACCUAUUCAACAUUGCCAGUUCAAAAGAAUGAUUCUGGGUGGGAUACCACUUCCGUAAAUGGAGUGACCUCUGACCUUCCUAUGCUAGAUGGUGAGGUGACUCCUGUAGAGCAAAUGAUUACUGUUAUUGGUGCAUUGCUUGCUGAAGGAGAAAGGGGCGCCGAAUCACUUGAAAUUCUUGUUUCGACAAUCCACCCUGAUCUGUUUGCCGAUAUUGUAAUUACUAAUAUGAGGCACUUGCCACAGAUGCCGCCACUUUUGUCAAGGCCAGGGCUGCCAGUUGGUCGGCAGAUAGGCUCUUUAAGCUGUUCGGCACAAGUUGUCUCAGGGUCACCAACAUCAUCUGCGCAGACUCCAGUUUUGACUGCCCAAAUGUCUUUUUCUUCAGCUACUGUUAACAGUUUAUCAGUUGCUGAUACUUCCAAUGUGAAUAUACUUCCCGUUGAUUCCAAGCGAGAUCCACGAAGGGAUCCUCGUCGCCUGGAUCCACGGUGCAUAGUAGUUUCUGCUGAACUGGCAUCCUCACCUGCUGUAGAGGAUAUUGGUGCUAUGCAAUCUGACAUUGAAGGUUCAAUAUCCUUAAAUAAGCUUAAUUCACUUCCUUUUGUGACUGCUGUUGAAUCUACUUUAGUAACUCCCAAGCCCAAAACAGAAAAUGAUGGUAUGGUUAUGGAUAGUCAAUUGGUUUCUGGAAAUGAGCAACCAACUCUCAGAGAGGAGGUUCUGGACAGGCCUGUUGAAGAUGACCCUACUUCGAAGGUCAAUGUAUCUUCAGAUCUAAAAGAUUCUUGUAUGCAAACUGACGAGGACCUUGACACAAUGCCAUUAUCAGAAGUUGAAGUAAAAGAUGAUGAUUAUACCACAUCUUUUCUAGAAUCUGAUCAGCAUUCUCCUGCUCUUUCAAACACAUCGUCAUCUGAAGAUUUAUGUCAGGACCAGCCUGAGGUUCCCAUAUAUAUUGAGUUGACCCAAGAGCAGGAACAAAGACUAGGGCAUUUGGCUGUUGAACGAAUUAUUCAGUCAUACAAGCAUUUACAUGGAACAGAUUAUAGUCAGAUGUGCUUGGCAUUACUUGCUCGAUUGGUUGCUCAGGUUGAUAUGGAUGAUGAAAUAAUUGUGAGGCUGCAUAAACACAUAGUUGUGGAUUACCAACAGAAAAAGGGGCAUGAGCUAGUAUUGCAUAUCUUGUACCAUCUGGAGGCUCUGGCUGUGUCUGAUUCAGUUGAAAGUUCAGCAUUUGCUCUUAUGUAUGAAAAGUUCCUCCUGGCACUGGCCAAGUGUUUGCUAGAGUCCUUCCCAGCGUCAGAUAGGUCCUUUAGUAGACUUCUUGGUGAAGUUCCAGUCUUGCCCGACUCCACUUUGAAACUACUAGACGAGCUCUGCUAUUCUGAUGUUAUUGAUCAGCAUGGAAAAGAUGUUCGGGACAUUGAGCGUGUCACUCAGGGCCUUGGUGCUGCCUGGAGUUUAAUUUUAGGGCGGCCACAUUAUCGACAAAGCUGCCUAGAUAUCACUUUGAAGUGUGCUAUUCAUCCACAAGAUGACAUCCGAACCAGAGCUAUCCGACUGGUGUCAAACAAACUCUAUCAGUUGAGUUACAUAUCAGAAGUUAUUGAAAAAUUUGCGACAGAUAUGUUGAUGUCUGCUGUCAAACAGCCUCUGUCGGGUAUAGAGCAAUCACAAUCUGAGUCCACCGUGCAGAGAACUGAUAGAACGUUUGGAAGCCAAGAAUCAUCAGCAAGGCAUUUGCAAAAUUUGGAGUCUGGAAAUUCUGAAAAUGAUUCCACAAUGAAGGAGCGACCAGUAUCAACAAUGUCAAUUCCAGAAGCUCAGCGAUUUAUCUCUUUGUUUUUCGCUUUAUGUACGAAGAAACCUAGUCUUAUUCAACUUGUAUUUGAUACUUAUGGGUGUGCCCCAAAAGCUGUAAAGCAGGCUUUUGAGCGCAAUAUUCCUGUUCUUAUAAGGGCCCUAGGGUCUUCAAAUUCAGAUUUACUUCACAUUAUAUCAGAUCCUCCACAAGGAAGUGAAAACCUUUUGAUGUUGGUGCUGCAACAAUUGACUCAAGUAACAACACCGUCAUCUGAUCUGAUAAGCACUGUGAAACAUUUGUAUGAAACUAAAUUAAAGGAUGUCACAAUUCUUAUUCCAAUGCUUUCUUCACUUGCUAAAAAUGAGGUUUUACCUAUAUUCCCUCGGCUUGUUGCUCUUCCAUUAGAAAAGUUCCAGACUGCACUUGCUCACAUACUCCAGGGUUCAGCUCAUACAGGUCCAGCUUUGACUCCGGCAGAAGUGUUGGUUUCUAUCCAUAGUAUUGUUCCUGAUAAAGAAGGCCUUACUCUAAAGAAGAUAAUAGAUGCUUGCUCAGCUUGUUUUGAGCAGCGCACAGUAUUCACACAGCAAGUGUUGGCAAAGGCAUUGAAUCAGAUGGUUGAUCAAACUCCUAUUCCUCUUCUUUUUAUGAGAACAGUUAUUCAAGCAAUUGAUGCUUUUCCUUCACUGGUUGAUUUUGUGAUGGAGAUACUUUCUAAACUUGUCAGGAAACAGGUUUGGAGAAUGCCAAAGCUUUGGGCAGGGUUCAUGAAAUGUGUGUCUCAAACCCAGCCACACUCUUUCCAUGUAUUGUUGCAGUUACCACCACCACAACUGGAAAGUGCUUUGAACAAGUAUGUGAAUGUCAAAGGUCCCCUUGCUGCAUACGCUUGCCAGGCUAGUAUAAAAGCUUCGCUCUCUAGACCGACACUUGCAGUUCUUGAUCUUGCAAAUGAACCGCGUUUGCACCAAUCGCAUUUGCCAUCACCACCGUUUCAUCCUACAGAUGCAACUUCGUCAACUCCAACAUGAUAACCUGAAGGCAUUGGAAGUUGGUAACUUUAGCAGCAAUGUAUAGUAGAAAUGGGGUCAUUGGAAAACUAAGAGCCAUUUGGGGAACGAUAUGAACUAACCACGUAAAUGGCGGCUGAUCAUUGGAAUUUGACCGCUGACCCGUGCAAUCUGAGAAAUUCUAGUUAGGGGGCAUAAUCAGCUAUUCAGGAGCAUCAUCAAAGUUCCAAGGGAUGCACGUACACACCCCCAUUCUCUGCCCCAUUCUCUCAGUCUUAGCUGCCUCUCCAAAUGUAUAACAUAAAUGAUUUUUGUACUUUAUCCUUGUAAAUUUUGGUUAUCAGGUUAGAAGUCAGGGUAGUUAUGCCGAAAGCAUGAAAGGAUUAUGGUUGAGGUCAUCUACCGGCGCCUGUAGAUUUUAGUUAUACUAUUUGUAGCUCAUUUUUCUGUACCUUCUCAUAUAUCAUUGUAGUUUUGUCGCUGGUCACGAGGGAGCAAUUUCACUCAAAUUGGUCUCAUUGUGCACUGAAAAAAAACGUAUUGUUCAAGCUGCCGGCAGGCUAUAAAAGUA